Oncorhynchus nerka (sockeye salmon) is the source of this 1354-nucleotide messenger RNA. RefSeq lists its product as uncharacterized. The record is from RefSeq and is a predicted model, not a curated record. The transcript is spliced from 8 exons. Lineage: Eukaryota; Metazoa; Chordata; Actinopteri; Salmoniformes; Salmonidae. Bases 674 to 1315 code for a protein of 213 amino acids.
GGGGCCUGUUGCACAAAAGUAGAAUUAAGACAUCCGGGAUAAAUGACUCAGCUGAGCUCAAUGAAGCCAAAACAUGUGCGUCCAGGCUUAAUUGGUUGCACAAAGACCAAGCCAGGAUGAGCAGACACGGAUUCAUUAAGCCAGGUGAAACCAAUCCUGGAUAGGUGCGCGCUCACGGCUCACUCAAAUAGACCCCGCCACAGAUCACAGAUUAACUGAUUUACCAUGGCAACUAGAGCCGCGUACUUUUCCCCGUCGGAAGCACAAAUCCUCAUGGAGGCAUACGAGGAGGUAAAAGAUAUAAUUAAGAAGAAAGGCAACACCGCCACAGUGAUAAAGCAAAGAGAAAAGCGUGGCAAAGUAUUGCAGACCGCCUGAAUGCGUAAGUAGUGCACAAUUACACACUCACCGCUCCGCUGAAACAUCACAAUUACAAUUCAAAUAUUUAAUUCACAUCUCCAAAAAUGCAGUUGUACUGUAAUUAUGAAACGGUUAAAUUUUUAAUUGAAAUGCACUGCAGAUAUGAGUGAAAUUGUGUAAAGUAACUCCAUCACACUGUAUAAAACUAUGAUAAAUUUUUUGAUAUUUUUACUGAAAACAAGACAAAAAUACCAAGUAAUUUUUGCAGUGUGACUCCAUUAAAUGUGUGUGUGUGUGUGUGUGUAGAUUAAACAUGAACGGGCCAAAACGGACAUGGCAGCAGGUCAAAAUCAAAUACAAGAACAUUCUGCAGAAUGCAGUGAAAAAGAAUACCCACAGACAAGGCACGGGUGGUGGGUCACCAAAGGCUGACCUUACCCCAGCAGAGGACAUGGCCUUGGAGCUAAAUAAAGGCCGGCCCGUCUUAGAGGGGAUCCCUGGGGGGAAAGAGACGAGCAUAGGUUCCUCCCAAGAUGCCACCCGCUUCAUUCAAGUGCCUGGCAGCACUGUGUUCCUGUUAGAGCCACCAGCACAAGCACCAGACGAUGCUGAUCCAGGUGAAGGCCCCAGUGCAGCAGCAACAGCACAUGAUGGAGACGAUGAUGAGGAGGAGACCAUCUCUCUGGAUUCCAGAAGGCAUGAGGACCCAGAUGCUAUACAGUGGGAAAACCAGCCUGGCAACAUAAGCUCACAAGCUAUCAGAAAGUUGUAUGGCAACCACCUCCGGCGCCAAAUAGAACUGGCAGACAUAGACAUUCAGUACAAGAAGAAAAAGACGGAAAAUCUUGCACUGGAGUCCGAAAUAAAAAAGAGGACAAUUAGGAAACUGGACCUUGAAAUAAAAAAACUUGAGAGGGAGCUCCAAGAAGAUGACACAGCUCAAAAUAAAAAUUAGCAAUCAGUACAACCAAGUCAUCGUUAUAAGGCAUCGCCC